Messenger RNA from Entrophospora sp. SA101, 633 nucleotides. The record is from the annotation of a GenBank genome assembly. Lineage: Eukaryota; Fungi; Glomeromycota; Glomeromycetes; Entrophosporales; Entrophosporaceae.
AUGUUUCCAGCACUGCUAACCACAGCUAUUAUAAUAUGUGCUGUUGAUAUAUUGUUACGUGCUAUGAAAAAGAGUCAAGCAUUAGCUUUUAUUGCUGGUGGUAGUUAUUUGAUAAUGGUAAAAAAUAAAACAAAGGUUAUGAUUUGUUUAUAUCGAUUUUUUACUGUAAGGAAUGCUUUAACUAGUAUACCUAAAUCUAAAUUACCUAUUAGUAAGGAAUAUUUAUCAAAGUCUGUGAAUAAUUUAAUUACAAAUGAACUUAAUCAUGUUUCAAUGAUUGCUUGGUCUGGUGAGCCAAGACCUGAAGAUAAUGGUCAAAUAGGUUGGGGUUGUCCUGGUUCUUCAUAUGAAAAUAUCCAUUUUCAAACAUCAAUUGUUGAUACAUUUGGAUUAAUUGAACAAGCAGCAUUAAAACAUUCACUAUCUCUAAAACGACAUCCUACUAUGUCAGUAAAAAGAUAUAUAGAUUUUCUUAUUGAAAGUAAAGUAAUUGAUGAUACAUUGGGACAUGCUUAUGUUGAGAGAUAUGAAUGGGCUCGAUUUAGCAAUGAUGAAAUUCCAGAAGAAAAAUAUAGAGAGUUUAUGAAAAUUGUGUUGAGAUUGUUAAGACAAUUGGAUUACAGUGCGGAAUGA